Molecule: messenger RNA, 2286 nt
Organism: Australozyma saopauloensis
Lineage: Eukaryota; Fungi; Ascomycota; Pichiomycetes; Serinales; Metschnikowiaceae
Gene: GCS1
Product: glutamate--cysteine ligase
Exons: 1
Coding region: 1-2286 (761 amino acids)
Biological process (GO): glutathione biosynthetic process
Molecular function (GO): glutamate-cysteine ligase activity
Source: RefSeq, a predicted model, not a curated record
AUGGGUCUUUUAUCCCUUGGAACUCCGCUCGACUGGAAUACGUCACGUAAACACAAUGAACAUAUAAGAGCAAACGGUAUUGUUCAGUUGCAGAAUAUAUUUCUCCAGCAUAAGAGCCGUCGGAACGACCACUUCUACUGGGGUGAUGAGGUCGAGUAUAUGCUAGUAGACGUCAAUGAGAAGGAGAAGAAAGCCCGACUUGCCAUUGACAAAGACUACAUUUUGGACGAUUUGAACGAUCCAGAAAAGCCCGAGCUUUUGGCGUUGUCCGUGGACAACAAUAUCUCUUUCCAUCCUGAAUAUGGACGCUUCAUGAUAGAGGCAACACCUUUGCGCCCCUACGAUGGUAAUCUGCUUGAUGAUUACUUGUAUGUGGAGGAAAAUAUGGUGAAAAGACGAGAGGUCAGUCAGUCACAACUACCCGAGAAUGUUGUUCCUCUCACAUUGACCUCGUUCCCCAGGAUGGGCUGUGGUGUGUUCACCUCUCCAAGUGCUCGCCCCAUCGGUCCUGCCUCACAAUCCCUUUUCCUUCCAGAUGAGAUCAUCAACAAGCAUAUGCGCUUUCCCACGUUGACCGCAAACAUCCGUAAGCGUAGAGGACAUAAGGUGGCCAUCAACUUGCCGUUUUAUCCUGAUGAGAAUACAAAACUCAUUGACGACUCUAUUCCAAAACGUGAUUUGUUUCCCUCAGAUCAAGAACCAUUUUUAGGUGCUGCAAAGCCUGGUCAUGUUUAUAUGGACCUGAUGGGUUUUGGUAUGGGUUCAUCUUGUUUACAAGUAACAAUGCAAGCUGCUGAUAUCGAGCAAGCCAGAUAUUUGUAUGAUGCAUUGGCUCCUUUGACACCCGUCAUGCUAGCUGUAUCUGCUGCUGCACCUAUCUUCAAAGGCUUUUUGGUAAAUCAAGACGUCAGAUGGAACGUCAUCAGCGGAGCUGUUGACGAUAGAACUUUUGUUGAGAGAGAUUUGGAGCCAUAUCAGGGCUUUGAUCUCUUCGGUGGCUUGGAUGUUGCAGACCUGGUCAAAGCCCACAUCGCUAGUCUCGGUGGCGGACGUGGUGUGAACGGUGACAAACUUGCAAACGCAUACGGCGACACUCUCAUGCAUACACUUGACUCCAAACCAAUCCAGAAGAUUCCCAAGUCGAGAUAUGCUUCGAUUGACUCGUAUUUGAGUGACGAAAAGUAUCAUUCGAGUUCGCCAUACUUCCAAAAAUCGUACAACGACCUUUUCUCUCCAAUCAACAAGAAGGCAUAUGACCAAUUGAUUGCGAAUAAAAACUUCGACGAGCCUCUCGCGACCCACUUUGCCCAUCUUUUCAUAAGAGAUCCGCUUGUUAUCUUCAGUGAACUACUUGAGCAAGAUAAUCAGAUUGAUAAUGACCAUUUCGAAAAUAUCCAGCUGACAAACUGGCAAACUUUGAGAUUCAAGCCCCCAGCGCUAUACCCAAGUAGUUACGGAGAUGAAGAAUUAGCCCAGAAACCAGGAUGGCGUGUUGAGUUCCGCCCAAUGGAGAUCCAGCUUAACGAUUUCGAGAAUGCGGCAUAUUCUGUUUUCCUCAUUCUUUGCGGUAAAGCCAUCCUCAAAUAUAAUCCCGACUUCUAUAUCCCAAUUCUGAAAAUUGACGAGAAUAUGGACACUGCCCAUAAGGUAGAUGCAGCAAGAAGCGAAAAAUUCUGGUUCAAAAACCCGUACAAAUGGAAGCUAGACUUCAAGCAAUUUGAAGGAUACGAUUUGAGCUGGUUCGAUCGCUUUAUCAAUGAUGGCAACGACCUUAUCAGCUCCAAUGGAGUUUACCUCAACGGCUAUUGUAAAGCCAAGGGCAAGGUCGGAUGCGUCCAUGAAGAAAAUGGCCCUAAUGAAGUCAGACUUACAGCAGAUGAGCUUAUCAAUGGUUCUGAGUGCUUCCCGGGAUUGAUUCGCAUGAUCAUCAAGUACAUUGAGGAAGAGUUGUUACCUUCCACAUUUGUCAACAGCUACAAGCACUGCAAAGACAAAGAGACAGCUCGACAAAUGAUUGCUCUCCAGAGCUAUUUGGCUUUGAUCAGCAAGAGAGCUGCAGGCAAAAUCCCAACGAUUGCCCGUUUCCUUCGUGACUUUGUGUUGCAUCACCCUAGCUACAAAAAGGACCUGAAGGUUAGCGAUGCCAUCAAUUACGACUUGGUUGAAGCAUCUAUUGCAAUCACCAACUUUGAUUUGUCGAAGCCGGACCUAUUGAAACAGUAUUUUGGCGACGAGCUCUUCAAUUACCUUAAAGCAAGAGCCAGUGGGAUUUGGACUCCUAAGUAG